UAUCUAACAAAUUGCCUUAUUCUAAUCUCGACGUUUACAUGUGGACUUCUAGCACUUUUUGUCGGACUUCUAAUCCACCACUGGUUUUGGUUACAUGGCGUUAAACUGACUCGAAAAGAAAUGAUCUUCUUUGAUGAAGCUAAUCUUCUUGAAACUUCUAACAUGUUUGAAUUUACCAAUGUUCCAAUCACAGAGGGAACUACACCUAUCUCUGGUCCGGAAGUUUUCCCCGAUGCACCCACGAAUAUUUGGCAGGCCCUGUUCUGUGAUGAUAAGCAAUUGCAAAUUCAAAAGUUUUACAAAGAACAUUAUGGCCCAGUUUGGGAAACAGCAAGAAGAAGAGAACAAGAAUGGAAAGCAAUACAAUCAGCUGCUCUGAAAUGUCACCUUCCACCACUGCGAGUUCUCACAUGGCCAAAGACAGCCUCGAAGUUGAUUGCUAGAACUACGAAGAAGAGCAAGGCG
Molecule: messenger RNA, 465 nt
Organism: Ostertagia ostertagi
Lineage: Eukaryota; Metazoa; Nematoda; Chromadorea; Rhabditida; Trichostrongylidae
Source: the annotation of a GenBank genome assembly